AUGAGCUCCCUACUAGACGUUGAAGUUCCUUCUAAAACAGACAAUUUAAGGACCGAGCAAAACGACAUUCACCAAGAAGCGAUAAACGCCUGGAUCAAAUGGAAAAAUCUAGCAGUGAGAUGGCCGUGUUCAGUCGAGAAUGGAAAAUAUAGCGCGCUGGACCUGUACCGUGAAGUUGAUGUCCUGGCCUGGUUUAGAGAUCUUGGAGAGCGCGAGCAUCCUGUUAUCGCAGCACUGGCAAGGUUUAUCUUGGGAAACCGUUGUCAACAGCAAUUCAAGAGCGACUUUUCAGUCUUAGUGGUCCAAGUGCACGGUGAUUGGCUAGUCACAAAUCUACGCGCCGCUACUACUCGAGCUGUCGAGAAAGAGACUGUCAAGACAACCUCUCCCAUGUUUGGCGGUGGUGGAACUAAAGAUGCCCCUCCGCCCGGAUCUGCGCCAGCGAACGCGCUGGGGUCGACCUAUGCGAUCGCCCACCGCAGACAUCGUGCACUCUCCAGAUAUAGAAUCUGGCGCGGGAAGGUCCUUGGUGGAUACGAGAACGGAUUGUCGCGUGCUGAAAAAGAGUCCCUGCGGUACUUUCGUCAGGUGGUCGGCAAGAGUAAUAGCCCGAAAGCGGACCAGACCAAGGUCGGCUUCGCAGACCGGAUCCUCAAGCGCAGGAAGAUUCAUACGGAAACGAGUGCUAUCAGCGAUACCACCUAUGUCCAACAAUAUGGAAGGUCCGCUCAGUAUGGCCCGCAUAACCAUGCAAUACGAAUGGAACCGACUAAUCACCUCUGA
Molecule: messenger RNA, 783 nt
Organism: Phytophthora nicotianae INRA-310
Lineage: Eukaryota; Oomycota; Peronosporomycetes; Peronosporales; Peronosporaceae
Exons: 5
Coding region: 1-783 (260 amino acids)
Source: RefSeq, a predicted model, not a curated record